Messenger RNA from Lymnaea stagnalis (great pond snail), 6939 nucleotides. Lineage: Eukaryota; Metazoa; Mollusca; Gastropoda; Lymnaeidae. The record is from the annotation of a GenBank genome assembly.
AUACCUUAAAUUUAUAGUAUGCAAUGAUAAAGGCAACACUGCCGGCCCUGUUACUGUUAAAAUUAAUUUAAGUUAUUUUUUAAAAUUGUUAAAUCGUGUUUCAUACGAUUUUCGCUAUGAAUAUUCGGUGUGCAACUGUAAGUAUAAUUUAUAAAAUACUCAAGGUCCAUUAAUUGUUUUUCAUCUUGAAAUGCAGGCCUGGUUAAUUUAUCCAAGGCCCUGCCUUAAAUAACUAUUAAUAUUAAACUAUUAAAUUAUUACUAAAAAUUACUUAUAUUAAUUACUGUAAUAUUAUACUAUAUUUUAUAUAAUUAAUUUUAGUUAGACAAUUGAUUGUCAUUAUCAUGUUUCAUAAAUAGUUUCAUAUUUUCUCUUUGAUUAUUUGUUUUGCAUUUUAAUGCAGUUCAGUGACGUAGUUGGGUAAAAUCCGGUAAUCUACCACUUGAGCGUCCGGCCAAGAAAAAAUCCAGUUGUUCCGGUUGGAAGGGCUAUUUAAACAACUAUUCUUACAUUGGAGUCUGUUAAUAUUUUUGCUUUCGUAUAGACCCGUAUAGGCUAUAAAGUUAUAUAGCACAAUACUAAUACAUUUAAAUAAUUAUUACUGCUAAGCUACCGAUAUGCCAGGAAGAAAAAGAGACUACAAUUAUUUUUUUGAUCCAGAUGACGUGGAUGUCCACACACAGAAUGUGGAAAAGUGUAAACUGAAAAGACAGUUAGGCACAAGCGGUGAUCUUUCCCCUUCAUAUUUACGUGGAUUCAUGUACCACAACCGUUCUCGUGGAAAUUAUAUUUUUUAAAACUUCAUUGUCAACUUGGGGGAGAACUAUGCAUAAUUCCAUUUUCACACAUUAUCUUCUAUUUCAAAAAAAUUGUUAUAGUUUUCCUAUUUUAAAAAAAUUGUCUAUUAUAAUGGGAAUGAAUGCGUACCACCAAUGUCUUAAAAAAUAAUAUAAGAAUAGUUGUUUAAAUAGCCCUUCCAACCGAACAGCUGGAUUUUUUUCUUGGACGAUUUUAGCUUAAAUUCACUCAUCAUAAUCAUGUAAUCAUUUCAUGUAGGCCUAUUAUAUGACAAAUAGAUAAUAAAAUCAUAUUUGAGCAUAAAUUCAUUCAUCAAAAUGACAAAUGGCCAAUCGAUCAAUACACAAUAAAAUAAAUGAAAAUGUCAUGAUAAAUGUUGGAUUGGCAUGCCACUCAUUCUCAUUUCCCUGGCCUCCAUCUUUGUUGCCGUGACCUUAGAGGUGUCAUAGCAACAAAAAUGGCAGCCCUGUAAAAAAAAAAGUAGUGCAAACACAUAUCUGCUAGAGGGGAAAGGGAAUGUGCUGUUUUAGCUACUUACAAUAUAGUUACAGAGAGAACAAAAAUUAGGCACAAAAUGAUACAAUUUAAUGAAAUAAUUUUUUUUAGAAAUACCUUCGUUCCUAAAAUAUGUUAGUCUACAUAACACAAAUACUAUAGUAUGUCAGUAUCACAACUCAAGCAUAAAUUCCACCAUAAAUUUAGCCAACCACUCCACUAAAUCAUAAAUAUUAACAUAACAACUUUAUUUUAUCCCUCUGGAUAUGUGGCAAGAAGUGUCAACAAUCUAUGGUUGCCCCCUUUCCUGGCGUAAUUUUAGCUGGUACAUUAAUUUCAUGACAAACUUAGCAACUUUAUUAUAUCCCUCAAGAAGUGUCAAUGACCUAUGGUUGCUCCCUUCCCUCAACUAAAACACCUGCGCUUGCUACAGUUAAACAAUGUGAUGAGAAAAGUGUAAAAAUGAAGAAAAAAAAUUACAAAAUAGUUUUAAAAUAAUGAAAACCCAAUUUAAAGUUUCAUCGAAUGAACCUUUACACCCUUUAUUGCAGUUUCCACCAAAAAAAAUUCCAAAUGUUAUCAGAAAAAUCAAUUCAUUUAAAACAUUCCAUCAGUUGAAACACAUAUAUGUAACUUAUUUAUGGCAGUAUGCAGAAUUUCUGAGUACCCAUCCUUUUAUUGACUGAUUUUAAUAAAAAUAGAUUGAAAUUAGUAAUCUCAAAUCCUAAAAAAAAAUUAUCAAACCAUUUUUCUAUUAAAAAACUACUAAAAUUAAAGGAUUUAUUAAAACACAGCUAGGUAUAGUGGGAAUCUAAUUUUCCACAAGCCAUUCUUCAUUUGUUCUCCAAUAAAGUAUAGGACGAUGAAAAUCUAUAGUUAGGUCUACGCCUGCAUUUUGAAUUUAUAAAAAAAAAUUCUGAGACCCUCCCCAAAACCCACUUUUGCUUGAGUGACUUUGGCGUCCUCGAUUUCCACUCCCCCACCCCAUCUUUGUCUAUCAAAGUGGCAAAGACAGGCUCCUUUUUAUUUGGGAUAAAGCACUGUAUAUAAACUUAUAUACGCCAAUCAUCUACUUUGGGAAGCGGAAAUGGGUUAUACGUGAUGCGAAAAGCUAUAAAUUAUUCUUUAUGUUGUUCUACUUACUAUUAAAAUACGGGUACUGCACUAUUUUGGGAGUUCCAGGGUAACCAAGUCUGGAUUAUAAUUAAAGAAAGCUAGAACAGAUCAUUUUUAAUGCUAAAAUAUGACAUUUUUAGACUACUCUCUGUAACUAAUUCUGAUACAAGUAUGAUAAGCUCAUUCAUUGCAAAUUUACUGUCCUGUAAGUGUCCUUGAAGGAAAUAUUUAAAUAAGAUAUUUAUCUUCUGAACUUUUUUUUCAAAAUAAUGUUUUGUGGUAAUUAGUCUAUUUGAAUAGAAAAUGUAAUUUUAAAAAAAAAAAAUUUCUAGUCUAUACAUAUUUAUAAGCCUGACAAAUUAAAUUUUUUUUAAUGUUUCUUUUUUAAAGCCUGAUGAUCUCAUGAAUAUGCAGCACUGUAACCUCCUGUGCUUGCCAGAGAAUUAUCAGAUGAAAUAUUAUUUUUAUCAUGGCCUUUCAUGGCCACAGGUAAGUCUUGUUUAGGCUUAGACCUAUAUUAAAUAUAUAGAAAAGUUAUAAUCUAAGAAAUAUUUCAUGUAAAAAUAGUGUUCACAUCUUCCAUGAUCUGGUGAGAAGUCUUUGCCAGGUUUGAUUUGAUUUAAAAAAUGGUUGUAAUGCACAUAUUUCUGGGAUUUUAUUAUAUCAUUAUUUGCCUUUUUUUUUUAACAUGAAUAUUUCGUUAUAAUCAGACAAUUAACUUUUUAUCAGCUUAUAUUUAUAUAUAUUUAUACCGGUACUCAAUAAUGUGUACAGUUGAAAUCUACUUCAUUGAAUUCAUGCAAAUUUUGAAGUUUUACAAACUGCGUUGUUUUAUGAUAAUUCCAGACUAUUUUUAAACUGUAGAAUAAAAUGUAAUGUAACGGCUAUUCUGAAAAAAAUUAAGAUAUUUCUACAUAAUUUCGAAAGUGAAAGCUUUAUUCAUUGAUUGCAAUUGCAUUUUGUAUGAAUACAAUAUUUGUUACAUUAAACCUAAAAUACAUUUUUUGUGUGUUCUUUUCAGUUGUCAUAUGUUGCUGAAGAUCAUAGUGGAAAAAUUGUUGGUUAUGUUCUGGCCAAGAUGUAAGCAUUAAAAUAUAUUUUGAAAUUGUUUAUCCUCUCCCCAUUUUGUAAUAAUCCAAACGGGUUCUCAUAAGUAAUACCAUAUAAUAAGUUUGUGUGUCAUCUGCGCAAGGCUACAGAAUUUUCCUCCUCUCCAUCUAAAGUAACUCAACACUGUACACAGCAAACUUACGUAGACCACAGGGGGUGGAAAGAAGGGGAAAGGUUAACUUUUAUACAUGUGAGUGUAUCUAUUUGAAAUGCUUCCACAUAAGGGACAUUCAGACCUUCAUUUAGCAGUUAAUUUAGAUACAUUUCAAGAAAGCAAGUUCCAGCACUCUCAAUGUUUUUUUAUUUUUUAAUAAACCAAUUUUGUGGUGCAUUCAAGAUAAUUUUGUUAAUUACCAGUAUUUAUGCACUUAUCAUUCAUGAAAUUAUCCUAUAAAUUGGCAUAUGUGAUCUCAACCAACUUUCCUUCAUGUGGAUAAUGUAUAUACUUUCAAUACUACAUUUAAAAAAAAAUUAUAGUUAGGCCUAAAAUAUUACCCUUAAAUACAAUGAUAUUAUUAAACUCAUAGUUUGUGACACUGCAAUGUACAGCAAGGGAUUCACUUUGAGACAUGUCAGAGACAAGCAAAUGAUAAUAACACUGAUGCAAACCCAUGAUGCUCUUCAUCAAAUCUUUUAACCAAAACUAGUAAUUAUUUCAUUUAAAAAAUAAACUGUUUUUAUUUUACUAAAUUUAGUUAUGUCAAUCAAUGUCAUCAGUUAUCUGAACUGCCCCUUGUUACAGUUAGUUAAAUAAGUCAUGCAUGGUUAUGACACACCAAACAAAAUUUUCUCCUGUCUAUGUAUUAUCAUAUUUAGCAUAUCUUGUGUGUGCUUCUCUGGUAAAUAUGGAACACAAACAAACAAAAAAGAAAUGGCCUUUAUAGUUCAGGGUAUUUAGCAUUAUUGUCCAAAUUUUUGCACAGCAAACAUCACAUUAAAUCUUAUGUUAUUUUUAUUAUAAUUAUUUAAUUUUUUAGAUAUUUUAAAAUCCUUUGUAUUAAACUUUGCUUUUGUGUCUUUCUUUGUGGUUGCAAAAUCUUUGGAAGGCUAAUUGACCCACUUACCAUCAUCCUAUGGAGCUGAAACUUUACACAUAUACUUUUUGUCAAUGACAACACAUACUGUCAAAUUUUCAGCCCCCCCCCCCCCCCCCCCCCCCCCCCCCCCCCCCCCAACCCACCAAUAAUCAGUUUUUCAAAGGGGAAGAUAAUGAAAUAUGAUUUGUUUACUGGGUGUGUAUUUUGGUUUGGAGAUUAAUUGUGUAGCUGUUGCUAUAUGCAUUGUAUUGUGAUGCAUUUGGGUUUAAAUAUAUCUUUAGUCUGUUAGGUUUUACAUGCUCUAAGUUUGAUAAAAAAAAUUCCCAUACCAAAAAUCAGUCGCUACAAUUACAUAAAUGAUAAAUUGUGACAAUUACAUAAAUGCAAACAAAUAUGCUUGUAAAGGAUUUAAAUUUAAAUGAAAAAAAUUGUUUUUAGGGAUUGUUUAAUUAAAACAUAUAUUUUUAAAUAAAUAAAUAGUAUAAGAUAUAAGUAUAAUGUUUUGCUCAUUUCUUAUGUUUCCAAAAUAGAUUUUAUGAAAAUUUUGUUUUCUUUAUGUUUUUUCCUCUUUUUUUUUUUAAAAUGUCAUUGUAAAUCAUUAAUGAAUUCUUUUCCCACUGUGGUGCAGUGAAGAAUUAAACAUAAUUUUAGAUUGAUAAUUAUAGAUGUUCAUGAACUUGUAUCUUUAAAAGAAACGGUCAAACUUGUGUGUUAAAAAAUCAUAAUGUGAUGUACAAAAUACUUUGUUGUCCUUUUUAUUAUUUUUAUUGUAGGGAGGAAGAUCCCGAGGAUUCUGUACCUCACGGGCACAUAACAUCUUUGGUAAGACUUUGUUCAUAGUUUAAUUUUUAUAAUAACUUCAGCAUUUUCUUUAUUGUUGAAUAUCUUAUUUUGUCAUCCAGUAAAAUUAAUUGUUCACUUCAACUCCUGUAUUGUUUUCAUAUAUUAACUGAUGUUUGAAAUGUAAAUAUAAUUAUCAUUGGAAAGAAUACAAUCCAAAUUUGAUUGAGAGCUGAAGAAUGGUCACUAAGCAGAGAACGCAUUAUGAAAUGAUUCAUUUUAGUCACCAGUUUUAGUGUAUUAUUUAUUGUCUACAAAAUUUGACAUCUUAUCCUAAAAUCUACCUUUUUUUUUUUUUUUACCAUCAUCUAAAAAAUAAAUUAGGCCGUUAAAAGGUCACACAGACGUCUUGGCCUGGCUCAGAAGUUAAUGGACCAAGCCUCCAGAGCUAUGGUGGAAAAUUUCAAUGCCCAGUAUGUGUCCCUUCAUGUUAGGAAAAGUAACAGAGCUGCCCUCCAUCUCUACACAGAAAAUCUCAAGUUUUCGUAAGUAUCCUACAACCGGAUUGUUUCUAGCUUGAACUGUUGAUCAUAAGUUUCCUGUGGCAAUCAUAGUGUUUGUUGCUGAUUUAAUGCUCCCUCUCUCUCUCUCUCUCUCUCUCCUGUUACAGGAUCAGUGAAAUAGAGCCCAAGUAUUAUGCUGAUGGGGAGGAUGCUUAUGCCAUGAGGCGAGAUUUGACGGAAUUUAGGGAAAAGGUAAUAAUAGUCAUUCAUAAGCUUUUGAAGAUGUGGGGAGGAGGGGUGGGGCUUUACAACAGAAGUGUGUUAUCAUGUUAUAAAUACCCAAUCGAUAUUGAAUCUCAAUUGCAUUUAUUGAUAGUUUAUGUGUUAAUGAUUUUUAAUUCUUGUUCAGGACUUUUAAAAAAAUUGCUACCGUAGUGUACUGGAUAUGUUUUAUGAAAAACUAUUUAAAGGGUUCAUAACUAAGAUUUUCAUCAUUUAAUUGUCAUAUUUCAAUAGGUUUAACUUAGUUCUCAAUUAGUACAUCUGUAUAUGUUGUAUUCCUUUGUUACUCCCAUUUGUUGAUUGUAUUUUUCCUCAGUAUGGAUUAAAAGCAGACCUAGAUCAACUAGCAAUAGAGAGCGCACCAGCUCAAGACUUGGUCAAACCAAAGAUUCAAGAUUGAUGUAGUAACUGAAUGUGUGUGCUUGGUAUUUUUUUUUAAUCUGCAUGAGGAAUGUCUAAAUCACAAAUAUUAUUAUAUUUGUGUAAGUAUGUUGAGCACUUGCUGAAUCUGAAUUAAAAUAGUUUCAGCUUUGUUAUUUUGUAUUUUUUUUAUAAAAGAAAAUGUGUAAAUGUAUGGAUCAUAAACUUGUGUAAAUAAAUUCUUAGACAUAUUUUUAUCCAAAUCACAAUUUUGUUUCAAAUUUAUUUCCAUCUACUUGUAUCAUGUACAAGUACAGCUGGGAUGUGGCUAGACUUGUUUUAUGUACAAUUACAGUUGGGAUGUGGCUCAACUUGUUUUAUGUACCGUACAAGUACAGCUGGGAUUUCGCCAGACUUGUUUUAUGUAUGAGUACAGUUGGAUGUGGCUAGAUGGUUAC